AUGGAUCUGUUUGGAGAUAUAGAUGACAUUUCUUCAGAGAGCGGUGAAGACCAGCAGACGCCUGUUCCAAGACAGCCUGUGGUGAGUAUAGUCACCAGCCACACUGAUCACAGGAUUGGUGGAUGUGGACUGCCUCAGAACCAGCAUGUGGACCUGCGUAUUCCUGAAACCAGAGUAAAAGUUGAAAUUCCCAGCAUCCACACUGACUUAGGGAAUGAAUUGUAUUUUGUUAAACUCCCCAGAUUUCUCAGGAUAGAACCCAAACCUUUUGAUCCUCAGCAUUAUGAAGAUGAAUGUGAAGAUGAGAAAGUGCUUUAUGAGGACGAUAAAACUAAGUUAAAAUUGAAGGUGGAAAAUACUAUACGCUGGAGGAUACGCCGGGAUGAAGAAGGCUGUAAAAUUAAAGAAAGCAAUGCCCGGAUCGUCAAGUGGUCAGAUGGAAGCAUGUCCCUGCAUUUAGGCAGUGAAGUGUUCGAUGUCUACAAAGCCCCACUGCAGGACAACCACAACCAGCUGUUUAUACGGGAAGACACUGGUCUCCGGGGACAAGCCAUCUUUAAAUCCAAACUUACCUUUAGACCUCACUGUGCAGACGGUGCCGCAUAUAAAAAGCUGACCCUUUCGUUUAAGAGCCCAAGUUCAAAGACACAGAUUAGAAUCCUACCGAUGGCUGGUUGUGACCCUGAGUGGCCACGCACAGAGAUUCAGAAAAAAGAACGCCGAAGGCUGUCUAGUCGACGGAACUUGCAUUCUAAGAGGAAGGAUGAGCUGCAUUCUAGCCCCAACACCCAGCAGCCUGACGGUGAGGACAAGGAAGAGGAGGGAGAAGAGGACACGACAUCCAGACUAGAGAACACUGAAAACCAUUACCAGGAAGCAGUCCACAAGGAACAAGCCCUGUCUUCCUUGGAUGGCGACGAUGAAGGAUCUGAAGACGACAAGACCAGAAGAGUUCUUAAAGCCAAGACGCUCACGAGUGACAGGGGAGAUGAACCCUCCAGAAAGAGACCAAGGGGAGAAGAGGAAGACUGAAUCAUGAAGUGAAAUGUGUGCUGGUGUCUAUCAAAAUUUCCUUAGUUUUCUGUUUGUGCUGGGAUUGAAUUCAGGGUUUCCUGUCUACUGAACACGAGUCUACUGCUUAGGUCCUCCCUAACUCCCCUCAAAUAUAUUAAAACAAGGAUGAUUAUUUUGACUCACAUAAACCAAUGACAUGGGCUAUGCAGAAACCAUUUUCCUUCCAU
This is a messenger RNA of Chionomys nivalis (European snow vole), 1241 nucleotides long. Its product is annotated as RNA polymerase-associated protein LEO1-like. Gene Ontology annotation, biological process: transcription elongation by RNA polymerase II; positive regulation of transcription elongation by RNA polymerase II. The record is from RefSeq and is a predicted model, not a curated record. Gene Ontology annotation, molecular function: RNA polymerase II C-terminal domain phosphoserine binding. Bases 1 to 1032 code for a protein of 343 amino acids. The transcript has 9 exons. Gene Ontology annotation, cellular component: Cdc73/Paf1 complex; nucleus. Lineage: Eukaryota; Metazoa; Chordata; Mammalia; Rodentia; Cricetidae.